Molecule: messenger RNA, 333 nt
Organism: Botrytis sinoallii
Lineage: Eukaryota; Fungi; Ascomycota; Leotiomycetes; Helotiales; Sclerotiniaceae
Exons: 2
Coding region: 1-333 (110 amino acids)
Source: RefSeq, a predicted model, not a curated record
AUGUUAAUCUCAAUAUCCGCGAACGGCAUUAAGAUCAAGGGAACAGUAUACAACCAUGUUGAAGAAUCCGACAAGUAUAGCGGAAUUUUAGAAGAAAUUGGAACCCUCGUCUUCCCUCGAAUCAUGCCUGAUAGCCACGGAAGGUCAGUUAAUUACUGGGUUAUAGAAGCGCUUUCUCUACAUCAACAGCUUUGUGCCACUGUAUACCACGAGAACACAGAUUCAACUUCAAGCCCUAUAAAUGCAGACUUGCAGAGCAGCUUUAAAUCAAGGGAGCAGCAGAAACUUACCAUAAUACGAUCCGCCUUUCUUUUGGCGGUAGACCAUUACUGA